Mesocestoides corti is the source of this 2286-nucleotide messenger RNA. NCBI's taxonomy places the organism in Eukaryota, Metazoa, Platyhelminthes, Cestoda, Cyclophyllidea, Mesocestoididae. The record is from the annotation of a GenBank genome assembly.
AUGAAAGAGUUAUACAGGCCUCCAGAAGUUCCUAAAACAAUCAAAAGCAUUAGGUUUCAUCUCGCAACAGAAUCUGACGUUGAACGAAUCGCUCAUGUCCAGGUUUUAAAGUGCCUUCUUUAUAAGGAAGACCAAAGCGGUAGAAAAGCGCUUGAGUAUGGCUUGCUUGAUCCAAGACUUGGCGCUACUAAACGUAACGAACUUUGUGAGACCUGUGGGCUUGAUCACCAAACAUGUAUUGGUCACUGGGGUUAUUUUGAUCUGCCUGUUCCUGUCUAUCAUGUUGGUUAUCUUUGGCAUAUUGUAAAGAUUCUUCAAUGUAUUUGCAAGAAUUGCUCGAGGGUACUUAUACCUGAACAAAUUAGGAGCCGUUACUUAGCAAGCUGUUCCAACCCAAACCUGGAGUAUGUUCAAAAGAAAAUGCUGCGAAAAGUACUUCAUAAACUUGCAAAUAGAACUGUGGUUUGUCCGUUCUGUAAUACGAUCAAUGGCACGGUAAAGAGAGGGGCUGGUCUCUCAUAUAUCAUCCACGACUUAUCAAAAAAUCUCUCAAAGAACAUUGACGAGCAUGUCGAGAAGUUUGCAAAUGCAACCGAAGCUAGUUCAGAUAUUUGCAACUUGGCCCGAAAGUGUGUUGAGGCAAUAAGGCCUUCUAAGGCUUUGCAACUUUUCUCCAGAAUUCCUACCCAGGAUCUCCCAUUACUCAUGAUGCCUUUGGGUUAUGAAUGGAUUUCCCAUCCUCGAAAUCUAAUACUAGAACGUAUUCCUGUUCCUCCUAAUGCAAUUAGGCCUUCUGUUAUCUCCGAAGUGAAAAGUGGAACAAAUGAAGAUGAUUUAACUCAGAUGUACCAGUGGAUUUUGGCGCAAGCUGCGACGCUGGAAGAGGAUAUUUCGGAACCGGACCAAAUUGCUUGCUUGGAUAAUCUUCAUGCAGAGGUUGCGCGCUUAAUUAACUCACAGCACUCCGGCUUGCCGCCAGUUCAAGAUCAUAAAUUUAUGCGUGGUCUUCUCCAGCGUUUGUCUGGUAAACAUGGUCGAUUCCGAGGUAAUUUGUUGGGAAAGCGAACCAAUUACACUGCUCGCACUGUCAUCUCUCCAGACCCAAAUCUUCGUAUUGAUGAGGUUUGCAUUCCAGAGUACUGCGCGAAACUUCUAACUUACCCAGAACGGGUAACGCAAUUUAACUUAGAUUUCCUACGACGACUGGUUCUUAAUGGACCUUACAAACAUCCUGGAGCAUUAUUUGUUAGGUAUCGCUCUCAUACCACUGGGCCAGAAAAAUCUGGAAAAGAUUCCGAUGUGGUGAAGAAGUACUUGGCCAGUGUCAAGAUUCGCGACAACGUGUCCAAAAGUUUACGUGUCGGAGAUGUGGUUGAUAGACAUCUCAUUGACGGAGACAUUGUUCUUUUCAAUCGACAGCCAUCUCUUCAUCGUGUCUCCAUACAAGCCUUUAAAGCUGUCGUGAAGCCGAACCGAACAUUUCGCUUCAAUCCCUGUUGCUGCACCCCAUUCAACGCCGAUUUCGACGGUGAUGAAAUGAAUAUUCACCUGCCUCAGUCUGAGGAAGCUCGUGCUGAGGCUAAACAUCUAAUGCUGUCUCUUAGGAAUAUUGCAAGUCCAAAGAACGGGGAGCCUUUGAUCUCACCAAUCCAAGAUUUAAUCACAGCCACUCACCUGCUCACCUUAAAGGAUGUCUUCUUCACCCACGAUCAGGCCUGCCAGAUAACGUGCCAGCUCGCUGCGGGCUCACAUAUUGGUUGUGACUUCCAGUUACCUCCACCAGCGAUACUUUGGCCCACUCGGCUGUGGACCGGAAAGCAGAUUUUUAGUUUGAUUCUAUCACCUCAUCCCUCUAAUGAGGUGAAAAUUAACCUCCGAUUGCCAACAAAGUCAAUAUACUCAGGAAGUAAAGAAGAACUCUGCCCCAACGAUGUUGUCGUGAUUUACAACAGCGAAUUAAUGGCCGGGUGUAUGGACAAAAAACUUUUGGGUGGUGGUAGUAAAUCGAGUAUUUUCUACUCAAUUUUGCGUGAUUUCGGUGGCAAAGCCUGUGCAGAUGCCAUGUGGCGUCUCUCUCGCAUUGGGCUCUUUUACCUCUCGCACCGCGGUUUCUCCAUUGGCAUCGGGGAUGUCACUCCUGAUAGCAACCUGACGGCUGCUAAAAGUAAACUUAUUAGCCAAGGCUUCGCGAAAUGUGACUCCUACAUUCGGCAGUAUGAGAAUAACGCACUCGUGUGUAACCCCGGUUGUAGCAUGGAAGACACUUUAGAAGUAAGUUUUAAGUGA